UCUCUCGCACUUGCAGUGUUUUAAUUUUGAAUUGGCCCAUGAAUUUGCUAUGUAAAUACGUUGAAUUGUGCCAAUAAAAUUCAAAUUCUCCCCGUCAGAUGGAGAAGGCCAACUCUCGUAUGAAGCAGCUGAAGCGUCAGCUGGAGGAGGCUGAGGAGGAGGCUACCAGGGCCAACGCCUCCCGUAGGAAACUACAGAGGGAGCUGGACGACGCCACCGAAGCCAGCGAGGGCCUGAACCGCGAGGUCAACACACUCAAGAACCGCCUGAGGCGUGGAGGCCCCAUCAGCUUCUCGUCUAGCCGUUCAGGCCGCAGCCGGCAGCUCCAGAUCGACGGAGCCUCCGUGGACAAUUCUGAUGACGACGCCGACAGCCGCGCCAGCGACCACAACGACACGCAAGCCUCCAACCAGACCGAAUAGACGCACCCUGCUAAUCCUACCAACCCUAUCGAUUAGCCUGUCUGGCAUCAUGGUGACAACAACACUUCAGCCUCUCCAUCUGUCCCUGUCCACGAGUCAACAGCAGGGAGAACCUGGGUUGUGUUCAUUAGGCACCAAAGCAGAAGAAAACAGUCCGAAACAGGGAGGGACUACCUGGACUUGUCCAAUAAAAACCGCUUGUUUUCAUUUUCCGUUGAAAGACGUUUUCAAAUGUUUUGCUACGGUGUGUUCUAAUGAUUACGACCCAGACCACCCACCCCCUCAGAAAUGCUCUCUUCCUGGGGAUGACAAAACAAUUACCGUACUCCCACUUGGACGGUUUACUCUGCCUUACUCUAACAUUUAAAUUUUUAGUCAUUUAGCAGACGCUAUUAUCCAGAGCGACUUACAGGAGCAAUUAGGGUUAAGUGCCUUGCUC
Coregonus clupeaformis (lake whitefish) is the source of this 861-nucleotide messenger RNA. RefSeq names its product myosin heavy chain, embryonic smooth muscle isoform-like. Gene Ontology annotation, cellular component: myosin complex. The record is from RefSeq and is a predicted model, not a curated record. The transcript has 2 exons. The coding region runs from base 99 to 422 and encodes 107 amino acids. Lineage: Eukaryota; Metazoa; Chordata; Actinopteri; Salmoniformes; Salmonidae.